Molecule: messenger RNA, 1681 nt
Organism: Malaclemys terrapin pileata
Lineage: Eukaryota; Metazoa; Chordata; Testudines; Emydidae
Product: myb/SANT-like DNA-binding domain-containing protein 2
Exons: 2
Coding region: 536-1540 (334 amino acids)
Source: RefSeq, a predicted model, not a curated record
UUAAAGUGAAGGAGCUGCAGAAUGCCUACCACAAAGCCCGCAAGGCAAACCACUCCUCCGGUGCUGCCCCUGUGACCUGCCGUUUCUACAAAGAGCUGGACACAAUACUUGGGGGCGACUCCACAUCCACUCCGAGGACCACCAUGGCACUUAAGGCCUGGUCUACGCUACGACUUUAAUUCGGAUUUAUCAGCUUUAAUUCGAAUUUACCCUGCAACCGUCCACACAACGACGCUAUUUAUUUCGAUAUAAAGGGCCCUUUAAAUCGAUUUCUGUACUCCACCCCGAUGAGCGGAAUAGCGCCAAAAUCGAUUUUAAGAUUUCGAAUUAGGGAUAGUGUGGCUGCAAUUCGAUGGUAUUGGCCUCCAGGAGCUAUCCCACAGUGCAUCAUUGUGACCGCUCUGGACAGCAAUCUAAACUCGGAUGCACUGGCCAGGUAGACAGGAAAAGCCCCGCGAACAUUUGAAUUUCAUUUCCUGUUUGCCCAGCGUGGAGAGCACAGGUGACCACAGAUAGCUCAUCAGCACAGGUAACCAUGCAGGCCGAUAAUCGAAAAAGAGCACCAGCAUGGACCGUAUGGGAGGUACUGGAUCUGAUCGCUAUAUGGGGAGAGGAUUCAGUGCUUGCAGAACUUCGUUCUAAAAGACGAAAUGCCAAAACUUUUGAAAAAAUCUCCAAGGGCAUGAUGGAGAGAGGCCACAAUAGGGACUCAGAUCAGUGCCGCGUGAAAGUCAAGGAGCUCAGACAAGCCUAUCAAAAAACAAAGGAGGCAAACGGUCGCUCUGGGUCAGAGCCGCGGACAUGCUGCUUCUAUGCCGAGCUGCAUGCAAUUCUAGGGGGGGCCGCCACCACUACCCCAUCUGUGAUCGUGGAUUCCGGGUCGGGGAUAGUCUCAUCAGCUACACCUGAGGAUUCUGCCGAUGGGGGAAAGGAGGAGGAGGAGGAGGAGGAGCUUGCAGAGAGCACACAGCACUCCGUUCUCCCCAACAGCCAGGAUCUUUUUCUCACCCUGACUGAAGUACCCUCCCAACCCUCCCAAGCCAGUAUCCAAGACCGUGACCCCAUGGAAGGGACCUCAGCAGCUGCAAAUUCCUCAAGCCUCCCUCCUCCAUCCCGAAGGCUAUCACAGAUAAGGCGUCGUAAAAAGAAGACGCGAGACGAGAUGUUUUCAGAAAUUAUGGAAUCCAGCCGCAGUGACAGAGCUCAUCUGAAUGAGUGGAAGGAAACGGUUUCAAAGUAUAGGAAAGAAGCCAGUGAACGUGAGGAGAGGAGGGACCAACGUGAGGAGAGGAGAGACGCUCGAGAUGAGAGGUGGCGGCAGGAAGAUCAGAGGAGGCAGGAUGCAACGCUGGGGCUGCUGCGUGAGCAAACAGACAUGCUUCGGCGUCUGGUGGAGCUUCAGGAACGGCUGCAGGAAAACAGACUGCCGCUACAGCCCCUGUACUCCCCUCCCUCCUCCCCGUGUUCCGUAUCCUCCUCACCCAGACGUGUAAGAACGCGGGGGGGAGGCUCCAUACACCUUCCCAUUCCACCCCAGUAGACAGCCCAAGCAAAAGGCUGUCAUUUUUUUAACCUUUUUUUAGUGGCCUUUUCCUUCCCACCGAUCCUCCUCCCAAAUCCCACCCGGGUUCCCUCCCUCUUUUUCUAAUCUAUUAAUAAAGAAUAAAUGAUUUUUAAAUGA